AUGCCGGAGUCACAGAGACGAGCGCUCCUCCGGCGACACCAUGCAGUCUAUCUGACCACGGGCACCGAGGACUCCUCCCUCUGGUGCCGGCUCCUCCAGGGCUACCUCUCCGAAGGUUCCGCAGAGGAAGCUCUCCUCAUGCUCACGAGGGGCCUCCCACGAGGAGCCCGCCGUCAGGUGCUGCCGGCAGCGCUCAAGGCCUGCGCCAGCCUCUCUCUCCUCUCCCUUGCGAAGGCCUUCCACGCAGAAUCCGUCAAAGCGGGGCUGGCCUCCAACGUCCGUGUGGGGACGACCUUCAUCUCCGUGUACAGCAAAUGCGGCGAUACCAAGGAUGCACGUAGGUUCUUCGACGAAAUGCCUCACAGAAACGCGGUCACCUACAACGCGAUGAUCAGCGGCCACUCCGGCGGCGGCGACAUGGCCGCUGCGCGUCUUCUGUUCGGCCAAAUGACUGCUCGAACGCCGGUGACUUGGACGUUGAUGAUAGAAGGCCUCGCAAGGGAAGGGGAUAUUGCCGCCGCCAGGGAGUUCUUCGACAGGGCGCCCCCCGAAAUGAGGACCGUGGUCAUGUGGACUGCGCUGGUCCACGGGUACACGGUCAAUGGCCAGAUGGAGGCUGCAAAACAGACGUUCGAGGAAAUGCCUUGCAGGAACUUCUUCGUCUGGUCCUCGAUGAUCACUGGGUAUUUCAGGGAAGGAAGGGUGGAGGAGGCCAGAAAGAUGUUCGAGCAGAUUCCUGCGAGAAAUUUGGUGAAUUGGAAUACCUUGAUCACUGGGUACACGCAGAACGGAUUCUUCGAGGAGGCUCUGAGGUCCUUCCAAAGGAUGCAGGAGGAGGGGUUCGAGCCCGAUGAGGUCACAGUGGUGAGUGCUCUCUCCGCCUGCGCGCAGGCGGGAUCACUGGACUGCGGCAAGGAGAUUCACAGGCUCAUCCACGGGGCAGGGAUCAGACUUAACCAGUUCGUCCUCAAUGGGCUCGUCGACAUGUACGCCAAGUGUGGGGAUCUGGGGAGAGCCGAGAGGAUCUUCAAAGGGAUGACCCGGAGGAACAGAGAGUGCUGGAACACGAUGAUCUCUGGCCUGGCCAGCCAUGGCCGGAGCAGGGAGGCGCUGGAGCUCUUCUCCCGGAUGGAGGAGUCGGGAGAAGAGCCCUGCGCUGUCACAUUUCUCGCGGCUCUCUCUGCAUGCACCCAUGGCGGAUUCGUCCAGGAAGGGCUGGAACUUUUCGCGAGGAUGAAGAGGAGGUACGGGCUGGACGCCGGGGUCGAGCACUAUGGAUGCCUGAUAGAUCUUCUUGGCCGGGCUGGGAAGCUGAAGGAAGCUUAUGGGUUGAUCAGAAUGAUGCCCAUGGAGCCAAAUGAUGUGGUCUGGGGGGGUCUGCUCGGUGCCUGUCGGAUCCAUGGGGAGGCAGAACUGGCAGAGCAGGUGGUGAGGGAGGUGGAAUCAAGAGACGAUGCUAGGUUUGUGCUGCUAUCGAACAUCUACGCCGCUUCAAGUAGAUGGGAGGAAGCAGAGUACAUGAGGAGGCAGAUGGUUGACCAUGGAGUUCAGAAGAUUCCCGGGUGCAGUUUACUUAGUGUGGGGGUGGCAGAUGAAGGGCUGACUUUGAACAAUUCAACUCUGUUGCACUGA
Messenger RNA from Spirodela intermedia, 1632 nucleotides. NCBI's taxonomy places the organism in Eukaryota, Viridiplantae, Streptophyta, Magnoliopsida, Alismatales, Araceae. The record is from the annotation of a GenBank genome assembly.